Messenger RNA from Pelodiscus sinensis (Chinese soft-shelled turtle), 4382 nucleotides. The record is from RefSeq and is a predicted model, not a curated record. Lineage: Eukaryota; Metazoa; Chordata; Testudines; Trionychidae.
CGGUAUCCUGAAAUAGCAUUGCAGUAUAGACGUAUCCUUAAUGAGCAUGCAUCCUGAGUUUAUAGUCUUGUCCGCGGUAGCAAUAGUGGAAACUGCAGGGUAAAUAGAACUCAGACUUUUUUACCACCUAGAUUUAGCAACUAGAUUUAAGAAUUUGAGUGUUAGAAAUACAUGUUGUGUCUAUUGCACCAAUGGUGAAGCUGAAAAGAGAGAAUCGUCCCAAUUUUCUUAAGAUAGCAUGCAGCUUGAAGUUGCUAAGUCACUUAAGUUUAUCAGCUUCUAGUAGAAUGGCAUGGGCAAACUUACAUUUAAAUGCCCAGAUGUUAUUUGAAAGUUAUGUUUUGUGGUGACUGACAGGAGAUAUGUGAAGCAUCUUUUAUACAUUUUUGAAGCUAGCAUCAUUACUUUUUUUAAUAUCAGGUAAUUAUUUUCCAUUGAUACUCAAUCAAAAUGAGGUAGCUGCUUGUUUAAUUAUUUCUGGGACAUGGAUGUUUCAAUAGAGUACCAGCGUAUAUCUGUUUGUUUUGGAUAAACACACUUGCUGGUUGUGCAGUUGUAUCACUGAAUAGUGAAGUGGCAAACCAGUGGUAUUUUAGCUAUUUUAAUUAGACCUCCUGAGAAUCACACCAUUUGGAUGACUGGGAAAGUUCAGCUCCAAAAUAAUAUUGUUUGGUUGCAUACUCAAUCAGACCUUAGUGUGGUAUCCUAAAUUGUGCAUCUUUUAGAUGUACAUAAGAAUAAAGUAGGUUAUAGAAAAUAUAGUAGCCCUUGCAGAAAGGAAACCUUAUCUGCAAACUGGAUACUUGAUACGUCAGCUUCCUUAUAGUAGCAUCCCAAUUUUUUAAACUAUUUCCAUAACUUGAGACAAUUUAUUCUUUUCCUCCGAAAAGCUACCAGUAGUCUAAAGGCUACUAACAAUGGAAAAUUUAACUCUAACAAUUUGUCAUAUUUGCUUACAGCUCACACUCAAAUACACUUUAAUACUUGUGUGUGUGUGGUAGACACAUCCAUCACCUGUUUCUGAGCAAUUUUGCCAAUAUUUUUCCAUACCUAGUCUGUGUUUUUGGUAUAUGGUGGGGUUUUUUUUAAUCUUACUAUAUGAGGUACUACAAAUUAGUCUUUCUGCCCCCCCCCCCCCAAAUCAGAGCCCAUCGAAGGUUAUUUGUCUACUCAGCUCUUUCUCAUCAUAUAUAAAGUGUGUGUGUGUGUGUGUGUAUGUAUGCGUAUAUAUGUAGAGAGAGAUCCAAUAUAUGAACAUUGUUGUCAGCAUUGCUAUAAAUUAGAUAACUUUUUGUAUAAAAGUUUCUUUACAAAGUUGAAACCUAAUGUCAAGAUACAGGUUCUGUUGAAGUUGGUUUUGAUAUGCUGUUAAAUUAUCCUGUGCUCUGAUAAAAACAAGUUUGUCACCUCCAAGCUGUGAUGUAUUAAUGCUUUAUGAAGACUGUUCUACAAUAGGUUUGUUUUUCUUCCCUAGGUUUGCCCCAAGAUCCCAUGUGCCUGAUGUUUUCUUUGAUCAUCUCUCUUUCACUAGCCUGAAAAUACAGCUUUAAAAAGGAUUCCAGACAUUUUUGAUCUGCCAGAAAAAGCUGUUACAAAUGGACAAUAUGUCUAUUACUAACACACCAACAAGUAAUGAUGCUUGUCUGAGCAUUGUUCACAGCUUGAUGUGCCAUCGGCAAGGUGGAGAAAGUGAAACUUUUGCAAAACGAGCAAUUGAAAGCUUAGUUAAAAAACUAAAGGAGAAAAAAGAUGAAUUGGAUUCUUUGAUUACAGCUAUAACUACAAAUGGAGCUCAUCCUAGUAAAUGUGUUACAAUACAGAGAACAUUGGAUGGAAGGCUUCAGGUGGCUGGUCGAAAAGGGUUCCCUCAUGUGAUCUAUGCUCGUCUUUGGAGGUGGCCUGAUCUUCACAAAAAUGAACUUAAACAUGUUAAAUAUUGUCAGUAUGCUUUUGACCUAAAAUGUGACAGUGUCUGUGUAAAUCCUUACCAUUAUGAGCGUGUAGUGUCACCUGGCAUUGAUCUCUCAGGACUGACAUUGCAGAGUUCUGCUCCAUCAAGUAUGUUGGUGAAAGAUGAGUAUGUUCAUGACUUCGAGGGACAGCCAUCAUUAUCUACUGCUGAAGGUCAUUCUGUCCAGACCAUCCAACACCCACCAAGUAACAGAGCUUCUACUGAGACUUACAGCACCCCAGCUAUGUUAGCUCCUACUGAGUCUAGCACUACCAGCAGCACUAACUUUCCCAACAUUCCUGUGGCUUCCACAAGUCAACCAACCAGUAUAUUGACAGGUAGCCAUAAUGAUGGACUAUUACAGAUUGCUUCAGGGCCUCAGCCAGGAACACAACAGAAUGGGUUUACAGCUCCGCCAGCUACUUACCAUCACAAUAGUACAACAACUUGGACUGGAAAUCGAACGGCAGCCUACACACCUACUAUACCUCACCACCAGAAUGGACAUCUUCAGCAUCACCCACCUAUGCCCCAUCCUGGACAUUACUGGCCAGUUCACAAUGAACUUGCAUUCCAGCCUCCUAUAUCAAAUCAUCCUGCUCCGGAGUACUGGUGUUCAAUUGCUUACUUUGAAAUGGAUGUGCAGGUUGGGGAGACAUUUAAAGUCCCUUCAAGCUGUCCAGUUGUUACUGUUGAUGGAUAUGUGGACCCUUCUGGAGGAGACCGCUUUUGCCUGGGCCAGCUUUCUAAUGUACACAGAACAGAAGCCAUUGAAAGAGCAAGGUUGCACAUAGGUAAAGGGGUGCAGUUGGAAUGUAAAGGUGAAGGUGAUGUGUGGGUUAGGUGCCUCAGUGACCACGCAGUCUUUGUUCAGAGCUACUACUUGGACAGAGAAGCAGGGCGUGCACCAGGAGAUGCGGUUCACAAGAUUUACCCAAGUGCAUAUAUAAAGGUAUUUGAUUUACGCCAAUGUCAUCGUCAGAUGCAACAGCAGGCUGCCACAGCACAAGCUGCAGCUGCCGCCCAAGCUGCAGCAGUAGCUGGAAACAUCCCUGGACCAGGAUCAGUAGGUGGAAUAGCCCCAGCUAUCAGUUUGUCAGCGGCUGCUGGAAUCGGUGUAGACGAUCUUCGUCGCUUGUGCAUACUCAGGAUGAGUUUUGUGAAAGGUUGGGGACCUGAUUACCCAAGACAGAGCAUCAAAGAAACUCCCUGUUGGAUUGAAAUUCAUUUACACCGUGCCCUCCAGCUUCUAGAUGAAGUACUUCAUACCAUGCCUAUUGCAGAUCCGCAACCUCUGGACUGAGAUCCCUCCAUGCACUGCUGUGGGCCGUUACAUUGUUGGGAUGAUGGAUUGUAAAAUACAAUUCUGUUUAUAACCUGAAGAUAUCUCUUACUUUUAUUCUGCUUAAUCUUUUAAAACCAGGUUUUAAAAAUGUGUUUGCCUCUUGCUCUUAGCAGAAAGAAACUGAACAUGCAGAAAUUGGAUUUCUGUUACUUUUUUAGAACUUUACUGUCAUAACACAUGGCUCAGGGCUUAAAUUAAAGCCCAAAUGGAUGCUUUAAAAGGAAUCGGACACAGUACUGGCAACUUCCUGAUAAGCCUCACGAGCCUUUUGUAUGCAGAAUAUAUAUAUAUUAUAUAUAUUUAUAUUUAAAAAUUGCUUCUAAUCAUCAUAAACACUUACCUUAAAACAACUUUAAAGUUACAGAAAUCUUACAUUUAGUUCUUUAGGGAACAAGUUGUUAGGGGAGAUUUCUUUAGCUUGAUGAAUAUCUUAAUGUGGUUUUCUAGGUUGAAGGGUACAGACUGCCAAAAAUGAAAAGUAUGUUGUUGGUAAUUAAAAAUAGUCUGGAAAAAGAAAUGUUUCUUUUCCAUUACUAUUUUUUUAAAAGACGUCUUAUUUUUGUUUAUAUAGGCACACAAUUUUUAAAACACUAAAAAGAAUGGAUACUUUCAGUGCUGGCACUCAGUUUAAAUAAAACGUAAAAUAUCCAGUCUGUAAAAUUGUCAGUUAAAUGAUGAAUAUCUAAUGGCAGGAACAUAUUUUCAUAACUACUGCUGACUUCUGUGAUCUAAAUACAAAGAAAGUCAGGCUUGAUAUUUGUCUAAAAUGGGUAACUUGACUGUUUUUACUUAAUUUGAAAAGGGAUAACUUGCAUAUGCCAUUAAAUCAUGUAUACAAUGACAUCAAGUAUUUAGGAUCCAGUUUUUGUAUCUGUUCACCAUUUCCACUCAGGGCAAGAUGACAAACUUGUUUUUAUACCUCUUGGUUACGUUAAGCCCAAUGCCAUCAAUGACCUCAUCAAUUGGCAAUGACUUUGUAUAGAGAAUUAAAGUAGAAAAACUUGCAGAUGUAUUGACUGUAUGACAGCUACAAUAUGUAUGCUUUUUCUCUAGUUAAUAGUAUAAAUAAAAUUCUGAAAACCCCAA